AUGGCCUCACCAACCCCAUCUGUCCCCGAUACUCAGCUCGGCCUAACAGCUGACGAAGUUACUCUUCUCCGACAUCAUCAAGCCCAAGCUGCUGCAACCGCUGGCUCAGGCUCUUCUCGCGCAGCCUCGCGAGCCUCGUCUCAAGGUCUUCUACUCCUCGAUACUACCUCACUUGCGGCUCUUGGGCGUCACUUCGAUCAUCUCAUAUCACAAAUCGGUGCGAGGCUUGACUAUCUAUCCGAGCAAUCUGCUAUCGUGGCACAGCAACAAUACGAUAAUGCGGGGAAUGCGAUUGCUAUGGCGGACGCGGAGAUCGCACGGUUCCACGAUAUACUCAGGCAGAUCGAUGAGCUGGAAUUGGAUUUCGAUCGCAUACGGCAUAUUAGGGAUAUUGUGAGGGGCUAUAGACAAAGGGUUGAGGAAAUGGAACAAGCUGUGGAGAGGAGCGCUAGCGGGCAUUCGAGUGGGGGAAGGCACAGUCAUAGGGUUCAUCAAGAGAGCUCUGGUAGUUCGAGAAGGCAUCGAAGAUGA
Molecule: messenger RNA, 531 nt
Organism: Sclerotinia borealis F-4128
Lineage: Eukaryota; Fungi; Ascomycota; Leotiomycetes; Helotiales; Sclerotiniaceae
Source: the annotation of a GenBank genome assembly